AUGUCCGACGUGAAGUGUGGGACGCGGACAUGUGGAGCGACAGAACACCCAGCGAACCGCCUACCACGCAAAGGCGACCGCGACCGCCAAAAGGCAGGCGCGACUGUCGCAGGCGGAUGGCUGGAGCUGGUCCUCCAUGUCGCGGCCGGGCUGACGACGAGAAGGAGCGCACCGGAAGAUCGCGACAAGAAGUGGUUCAGGCGCGAUCUCGUGAUCUGGGGCGAGCAAGAACAGCUGGAGUGA
This is a messenger RNA of Parastagonospora nodorum SN15, 243 nucleotides long. RefSeq lists its product as hypothetical. The coding region runs from base 1 to 243 and encodes 80 amino acids. The record is from RefSeq and is a predicted model, not a curated record. NCBI's taxonomy places the organism in Eukaryota, Fungi, Ascomycota, Dothideomycetes, Pleosporales, Phaeosphaeriaceae. The transcript has 2 exons.